AUGAAGAAGCUGCCGUCCCUCGGCCACUGGUGCUCCUGGCUGCUGCUCGGUGUCUGUGGAUUCCAGGUGCGUGCAGUCCCACGCAGAGCACAGGACCACCCAGGCUUUGCUGUCUUGGCCUCUGCUUCCCAUUACUGGCCACUGGAAGAUGUGGACGGGAUCCAUGAACUUCAGGAUACCACUGGAGCAUUGCGAACCCACAACCUCACUGUGCUCCCUUCCCACAAUUCUACCUUUGUUUCUACCAAUGACUCUGCCUACUCCAAUUUCUCUGCAACCGUAGAUAUUGUGGAAGGGAAGGUCAACAAAGGCAUUUACCUCAAGGAGGAGAAGGGGGUAACACUCCUGUACUACGGCAGGUACAAGACGUCUUGCAUCAGCAACCCAGCUCAGUGUGGCCCUGAGGGGGUCACGUUUUCCUUUUUCUGGAAGACACAAGGUGAGCAGUCCAGACCAGUCUUCUCUGCCUAUGGGGGACAGGUCAUCUCUGAUGGCUUCAGAGUCUGCUCCAGUGGUGGCAAAGGCUCCGUGGAGCUAUACACGCGUGACAACUCCAUGACAUGGGAGGCUACCUUCAGCCCUCCAGGUCCCUAUUGGACUCACAUCCUGUUUACAUGGAAAUCCAAGGAGGGCCUGAAAGUCUAUGUCAAUGGCACCCUGAGCACCUCUGAUCCAAGCGGGAAAGUGUCGCACACCUAUGGCGAGCCCCACGUCAACCUGGUGAUUGGCUCUGAGCAGGACCACAGCAAGCGAUACGAGAACGGAGCUUUUGACGAGUUCAUCAUCUGGGAACGGGCCCUGACUCCAGAUGAGAUUGAGAUGUACUUCACAGCCGCCAUUGGAAAACAUGCUUUGUCUUCAACACCACCGAGCUUCUUCGUGACCCCCACAGCCUACACCAUGGUGCCCACAGAUGCCUACCAUCCCAUCAUAGCCAACCUGACAGAGGAGAGGAAGAACUUCGAAAGACCUGGAAUUGUACUGCGUUAUCUUCAAAAUGUGUCACGUAGCCUACCCAACAAGUCCCUCUCUGAAGAAACAGCACUGAACCUCACAGAGACCUUCCUCAGAGCAGUGGGCCAAGUUCUUCUCCUGCCCAGCUGGACCUACACAUCAGAGGAGAACACUUUGAUGCUAGGCCUGAUCAACACCAUCGACACUGUCAUGGGCCAUGUAUCUUCCAACCUGCACUCCACCCCGCCUCAGGUCUUUCUGGCAGGCUCUUCCUCCCUGGCAGACUUCUCUGUGGCCAGGGUCCUGCCCCAGACCCUGAGCGCCCUUCACUACCGCUUCCCUGCCCAUGGGCAGAGCUAUAUCGAGAUUCCCCGUGAGGCCCUUCGCAGCCCAGCCUGGACCACCAUCGUGGGCCUCCUCUACCAUUCUGUGCACCACUACCUGCACAGCAUCCCGCCAGCCAGCACACGGAUUUCCGAAGCAGCGUUUUACAGAGACUGCCUGCUCUCUGCGGUUAGCCACCUGAUUUCCCUGGAGGUGUCCCCGCCGCCUGCUCUCUCCCAGAAUCUGUCCCGUUCUCCCCUGCUCACCGUCCGUCUCAGGCACACACUGACUCACAAGCAGUACCUUGAAGCCACCAAUGAGAGCAGCCGCUUCUUCCUGUACUGUGCCUUCUUAGACUUCAGCUCCGGGGAAGGCAUCUGGUCGAGCCAGGGCUGUGCGCUCACGGAAGGAAACCUCAGCCACUCCGUCUGCCACUGCACGCACCUCACCAACUUCGCCAUCCUCAUGCAGGUGGUCCCUCUGGAGCUCUCACACAGACACCAGGUGGCGCUGUCGUCCGUCAGUUACAUCGGCUGCUCCCUGUCCGUGCUCUGCCUGGCCGCCACUCUGGUCACCUUCGCUGUGCUGUCCUCCGUCAGCACUAUCAGGAACCAGCGCUACCACAUCCAUGCCAACCUGUCGUUUGCCGUCCUGGCGGCCCAGGUCCUGCUGCUUAUCAGCUUCCAGGGGCAGCCUGGCACGGUGCCCUGCCGGGCUCUCGCUAUGCUUCUGCACUACUUCUUCCUGAGCACCUUCGCGUGGAUGCUGGUGGAGGGGCUGCACCUCUACAGCAUGGUCGUCAAGGUCUUCGGGUCAGAGGACAGCAAGCACCUCUACUACUACGGGAUAGGCUGGGGGACCCCUCUUCUCAUCUGCAUUGUCUCCAUGUCAGCAGCCACGGACAGCUACGGGAGGAACAACAACUGCUGGCUGUCGCUGGGGACUGGCGCCAUCUGGGCCUUUGUGGGCCCUGCCUUGCUGGUUAUUGUGGUGAACGUGGGCAUCCUCGUCGCCGUCACCAGAGUUAUUUCCCAGAUCAGCGCUGACAACUACAAAAUACACGGGGACCCCAGUGCCUUCAAGUUGACGGCAAAGGCUGUGGUUGUGCUGCUGCCCAUCCUAGGGACCUCGUGGGUGUUUGGGGUCCUCGCUGUCAAUGACCGGGCUUUGGUCUUCCAGUACAUGUUUGCCAUCCUUAACUCCCUGCAGGGCCUCUUCAUCUUCCUCUUCCACUGCCUCCUGAAUUCAGAGGUGAGAGCUGCCUUCCAGCACAAAACCAAGGUCUGGUCCCUCACAAGCAGCUCUGCCCGCAACGGCCAUGUGAAGCCCUUCAGCUCAGACGUGAGCAGCAUGGCUUGGGGCCACCCUCCAGCCUCCCUGACCCGCGUGGCACUGCAGAACUCGGAGGUGGAGCCCACCUGUCAGGCGCAGCCUGCUGACCCAGGGGUCUCACCAGUUCUGUGUGGGGGGCCUGGCCAGCUGUCCUCCCCGGCCACGUCCUCCCGCGAGCUCCCCCCAGCACCGCAGGAGCUGGGAGCGCUCGGCAGCCUGGUGAGAGUCAGCGCCGUCGCCAGGGAGGACAGCGUCCUCUCCUGCGCUGAGCGCCAAAGUCGACGCACAGGAAGAUCCAAGGCCGGCCGCAACCCCGCCGUCCCGACCGCCACAUCACCAGCCCGGCUGCGAGGCCACCAGUGGGACGCUGCCCAUGAACGGCACUUCCUGCAAACUCGGGAGUCAGCCACUGCUAACCAGGAGUCAGCCACUGCUAACCAGGAGUCAACCAUUGCUAACCAGGAGUCAGCCACUGCUAACCAGGAGUCAGCCACUGCUAACCCUGCAGGUGGCACAGCUCAGAAACCCCAGCUCAGAGGCAUUAGAGAAAGGGAGCUGGCGGCUCAAGUGAGGCCCACGGAGGCCGUGUGCACACUGGCUCCUCUCCUCGUGGCUCCUCUUGCUCCCGUGGGGGUGGAGCUGGAGCGCAAUGGGAAUUCACUUCCGGUUUCUUGGCCUGGUCCCAUCCUGUUGGCAUUGUUAUCACUGUAUUUGCAUCUGCAUCAGCACCACGCUCACCCCUGUAACCACCUCAGCAGCGCCGCCGCCCUCGCCAACAUCGCCAUCAGCACGGUCACCGCCGCCUGCGUGGCCACCCUUGCCGUGGUCACCCGUAUGGUGCUCGCAAUGCCCCCACCCGCUUCCCGUUCUCCACCUGCCACUCCUCUCUGGCCACCAGAAGUCUACAUGAAGGGGUCGUCGCCACCACUGCACUCAUGA
Dipodomys ordii (Ord's kangaroo rat) is the source of this 3549-nucleotide messenger RNA. It is a transcript of the gene Adgrd1, whose product is annotated as adhesion G protein-coupled receptor D1. The record is from RefSeq and is a predicted model, not a curated record. The transcript has 32 exons. Gene Ontology annotation, biological process: cell surface receptor signaling pathway; adenylate cyclase-activating G protein-coupled receptor signaling pathway. Lineage: Eukaryota; Metazoa; Chordata; Mammalia; Rodentia; Heteromyidae. Gene Ontology annotation, cellular component: membrane. The coding region runs from base 1 to 3549 and encodes 1182 amino acids. Gene Ontology annotation, molecular function: G protein-coupled receptor activity.